This is a messenger RNA of Drosophila serrata, 1557 nucleotides long. Its product is annotated as facilitated trehalose transporter Tret1-2 homolog. Gene Ontology annotation, biological process: transmembrane transport; carbohydrate transport. Lineage: Eukaryota; Metazoa; Arthropoda; Insecta; Diptera; Drosophilidae. Gene Ontology annotation, cellular component: membrane. Gene Ontology annotation, molecular function: sugar transmembrane transporter activity. The record is from RefSeq and is a predicted model, not a curated record.
GUGUGGCGAAUUCAGUUCACUUGCAACGAUCGAGGAAAGAGCAUCAAUCAUGUCCAAGGGAUCGGUACUGCCUCAAUAUAUUGCUGGGCUGUCGGCUAGCUUUGGCGCCCUUUGCAUGGGCGCCAGCAUCGGUUGGUCCUCGCCCGUGGAGGCGAUGAUUACGAAGAGCUACGACUACGGCUUCCCCAUCACGACCAGUCAGUUUGGUUGGAUAUCCUCGCUGCUGACACUGGGUGCCACAGUGAUCUGCAUACCCAUUGGCUUUUCCAUCGACUGGAUUGGACGCAGACCUACCAUGUUGGCAUUGAUCCCGCCCUAUAUGGUUGGCUGGGUCCUGAUGAUCUGGGCAAAUAACGUGGCCAUGCUGUACUGCGGACGCUUCAUCCUGGGCAUGUGUGGAGGGGCUUUUUGUGUGACGGCACCCAUGUAUUGUACGGAAAUCAGCCAGACGGCGGUGAGAGGCACCAUCGGCGCCUUCUUCCAGCUGCUGAUCGUGUCGGGUGUGUUGUAUGGUUAUUUGGUGGGAGCCUACCUGUCCCUUGAUCUCAUCAACAUCCUGUGCGCCAUCCUGCCCCUGAUCUUUGCCAUCGUGCACUUCUUUAUGCCGGAGUCGCCGGUUUACUUGGCAAUCAAGGGACGAAAUGAGGAUGCUGCCGCUGCCCUGCAGUGGCUCCGAGGCAAGAAUGCCAAUAUCGAUGACGAGUUCAAGGAGAUCAUGGAGGAGACCCAAAGGCAGAAUGACCUGCCCAAGACCAAUAUCCUAGUGGCUCUGCGUCGCCCUAUUGUCUUGAAGGGUCUCGGCAUUGCUGUGCUGCUGCAGGUGUUUCAACAGUGGACAGGAAUCAACGCCGUUCUGUUCUAUUCCACCUCCAUAUUCGAGGAUACAGGUUCUGGUAUUACCGGCACUGAAGCCACGCUUAUUAUCGGAGUCACCCAGGUUGUCAGCACGCUUAUUGGAGUUCUUAUUAUCGACAAGGCUGGCCGAAGGAUUUUGCUCCUGAUCUCCGGCCUCCUGAUGGCCAUUACCACUGCUGCGAUGGGCGUAUACUUCCAGCUAAAGGAGAGCAAUCCGGGUUCAAUGGACAACUUUGGGUGGCUGCCCAUCUCCAGCAUUUGCCUCUUCAUCGUGUUCUUCUCGAUCGGAUUUGGACCUGUGCCGUGGCUGGUCAAUGCCGAGCUCUUCUCGGAGGAUGUAAAGAGUGUGGCUGGAUCGAUUGCCGGCACCAGCAACUGGCUGUCGGCCUUCAUGGUGACGCUGCUCUUCCCGAUCCUCAAGGAAGCGAUACACGCAGGGCCUACCUUCUGGAUAUUCACUGUGAUCGCUGUGCUCUCCUUCUUCUACUCGUUGUUCUUUGUGCCGGAGACCAAGGGCAAGACGAUAAUUGAGAUCCAGCACAUGCUCUCCGGCGGCAAGGUGGAGAAGAACAACACGACGUGAUACUUUUUUAUAUGACACUAUUUUUCAUGUUCUCUUUUUAAGCCAAUAGGAAAUUGUUAUGUGUAAGAUGUGACAAUCCUGAUCAAUAAAGUAAAAUUUAAAUAUAAAUAUAUAGUAAA